Molecule: messenger RNA, 954 nt
Organism: Dacryopinax primogenitus
Lineage: Eukaryota; Fungi; Basidiomycota; Dacrymycetes; Dacrymycetales; Dacrymycetaceae
Product: glucose-6-phosphate 1-epimerase
Exons: 2
Coding region: 7-897 (296 amino acids)
Biological process (GO): carbohydrate metabolic process
Molecular function (GO): carbohydrate binding; isomerase activity
Source: RefSeq, a predicted model, not a curated record
AUUAACAUGCCCGUUGACAUCCAAUCUGACCGUGUCGUACUGCACCAUCCUGCAGGCGCCAGUACUACAAUCCUCUUGUAUGGCGCGACAGUCAUCUCCUGGAUCUCGCCCUCCAUCUCAGGCACCAGCGCGGUCCCCGUCACUGCCGAAGGACCUGCCCUGGUAGAGAGGUUCUUCGUCUCCUCCCUCGCCAGUCUAGACGGGUCCAAGCCUGUCCGUGGCGGGAUCCCCAUCUGCUGGCCUAUCUUCGGUCAGCCGAGCAGGGAGGAAAACAAGGCGUUAAAGCAACAUGGGUUUGCGCGCUCUAGUGUCUGGAAGUACGAGGAGACGGUGCUGGAUGCGAGGGAGGGCGUGAGCGGGCGGUUCAUCCUGGAGAACAGCGAUCAGACGGACAAGCUCUUCCCGCACCCGUUCAAGCUGGUGUACACCGUCACCCUCGCUGAGCACCAGCUGACUACGAGCUUGAGAGUACACAAUACCGGCUCAGCACCGUUGGCUUUCCAGGCGUUGCUGCAUAAUUACUUCAAGGGGGAGUCGAGUAUCGCCCAGGUUCAGCCGCUUAAGGGGGUCACGUACAGGGACAAAGUACGCAAUAUGGUGGAGGAUGUGGAGACGCGUGAGAUUGUCGAUGUGCGGGAGUACACGGACAGGGUGUACGAAGCCGCCGGAGGGAACUACACCCUCUCCUUCCCCCGCUCAGUGCACAUCUCGAUCAAAACGCACAACCUGCCGGACGUGACCGUCUGGAACCCGCAGGAAACAGGUUCCAGCAUGGCGGAUAUGGAGCCCAACGGGUGGGCGCAUUAUGUCUGUGUCGAACCGGGGUAUGUCAAGCAGUUUGUAGAGCUGAAACAGGGAGAGGAGUGGUGGGGCCAGCAGGUGCUAACUGUGCUUUGACUAGGGGAUGAGGGCGGACAUGAGAUUGUACGAUGCCGGAUGUGAACUGAACAUGCU